CCCCCGCCCCCUGGCCGCCUCGACAGCUCCUGGCUUCGGCAUCGUAACCGGCAACCUGCGCGAAACGUCCGUUGUCCAUGUCUCGUGCAUAGCCUACCCCCGUCGCGCAACCCCCAGAGACGGAAGCCGUUCCGCCAUGGUGUGCGCGACCCCGGUGGAUGCCUCGGCUGCGAUCAGGGCGCCACCCGAGCCAGAUGGCACCGCGCCGCGGAACGCCCUCCGCUAGCUCUUAAGUGCCCAUGGGGAAGCCACCGGUACAUAUGGGUGUGUGUGUGCUCGAGCAGGAAGGCGCCCGCCAUGUCAGUCCAGACUCUGCGAGUUCCCCGUCUCGAGACCUGAUACGGGGCCACGAUGGAGUCCUCCGGCGCAGACAAGGGCUUCUUCCAGAAGAAACCGGUUCUUCCGAACCAGUUCUACGACGAUGCUUCGUACCAGCGGUGCUUCAAGUUCUUCCUGCCCGCGCCUGUGAGGGACAAGAGCGAGGCAGACGUGGCCGCCUUGGGCCAUGAUGUCCUCACCGACCAGAUUUUUGCCUGGAUCACCGAUGCUGAACGUAAUCAACCAUAUGUUCGAGGCAGCGGCCGCGAUGUUUUCGGCCAGCGCGCCGGCGAACUGAUCUGCACCGAGGGAUGGAGGGAACUCCAGAACUUUGGUAUCGCCAAGGGGUUGAUUGCUACGGGCUACGACGCGCCCUACGGAGCCUCUGCACGCCCUCUUCAGUUCCUCCGCUCCCAUCUCUGGAUUGCCUCUUGUGCCAACGUUGGCUGCCCGUCGGCCAUGCAGGACGGGGCCGCGUGCCUACUUAAGAAGCACCUCUCGAACCCAAAGCUCUCCGCCCAGCUCUCGUCUGAGCAGCGAAGAGUCUUCGAGGACGCCUACAGCCGACUUACAUCCCGCGACCCUGCCGUUGCGUGGACCAGUGGCCAGUGGAUGACCGAGCGGCCCGGAGGCAGCGACGUCUCCCGAACCGAGACGACCGCCGUCCGCCAGCCCGGCAAUGUCGGCCUUGCGUCCAAGCAGCAGCAGCUGCCGCUCGGACCGUGGAGCAUCAAUGGAUUCAAGUGGUUCUCCAGCGCAACCGACUCGCGCAUGACGGUCCUGCUCGCGCAGACCCAAAACGGGCUGUCCGCCUUCAUGGCCCCUAUGCGGAAGCACGACCCUACGGCCACAACCAUGACCGGUCAGCCGCUCACCGAUGGCGAGUGCCUUAACGGAGUGCAAAUUUCGCGCCUCAAGAGCAAGUUUGGCACACAGUCGCUGCCUACCGCAGAGCUUGUGCUCGAGGACAUGCGCGGCUGGCUCGUCGGGCAAGAGGGCCGAGGCAUCCACGAGAUUACCGCCAUUCUCAAUUUGACGAGGAUUCACUCAGCCAUCAGUGCUGUAGGCAGCAUCGGUCGCGGACUGGGUGUGGCGAGAGCCUACACACUUGUGCGCGAGAUUGGGGCCGGAAAGGGGGCACGCAUUAGGCUGGUUCAGAGCCCCUUGCACAUGCGAACACUGGCCAAGAUGACGGCAGAGUAUCACGGCCUGAUGCUCCUCAGCUUCUUCGCGUCGUACACCCUGGGGAUCACAGAGCACCCGGGUGACAAGCCCGCCACGCCUGCACUCGCGGCCCUCACGCCCGACGCCAGGCUGGCCGAGCCGCUGCUGCGUGUCCUGACACAGCUCACAAAGGCCUACGUCUGCAAGGCCUCCAUUCCGCUAAUGUUUGCCUGCAUGGAGGCCCUCGGCGGCGUGGGCUACCUUUGGAACGCAGAGGCCGAGUACAUGAACCUCGGCCGCGUGUUCCGCGAUAUGAGCGUUGGGGCUAUCUGGGAGGGCACAACGGACGUGCUAUGCACCGACUUCGUCAGGGCGGUCAAGCACCCUAAGGGCGGUAGCGACUCUCUGGCGGCUCUGGAGGAGGUCAUUAAGAAGGGGAGCGCGUUUCAGGGUAAGCUUCCCAAGCCGAGCGAUUGGGAUCCCGUGUCGCAGUGGAACAGGCUCAAGGGCCGGUUCGGCGAGUCGCAGGCAGAUCUCAUGGGUGAGGGUAGAGAGCUUCUCUGGGGCGUGGCCGACAUUCUGGUAUCGGUGCUACUGUACGUAGAUGCCGCCACGGAUGGCAACGCCGCCACUGCGGACAUCCUGCAUCGCUUCCUGGAGAGCAAGUUUGGCGUGGUACGGACGCGGGGCAGCCCCAAGGAGGAGCUGGAGAAGGAUUUGGCCAUCGUAUAUGGUACGGAGGGGGCUACAGCAAAGCUGUGAUUUGCGUCCAUCUUCAAGGCAUAGCAUAUCUGCGGACCACAACUUCAUCCCAUAAGAGCCUUAUUCCCUCUCUUCGUCCCCG
Molecule: messenger RNA, 2326 nt
Organism: Purpureocillium takamizusanense
Lineage: Eukaryota; Fungi; Ascomycota; Sordariomycetes; Hypocreales; Ophiocordycipitaceae
Exons: 3
Coding region: 352-2244 (630 amino acids)
Molecular function (GO): oxidoreductase activity, acting on the CH-CH group of donors
Source: RefSeq, a predicted model, not a curated record